CAAUAAUUCGAACAUAACCUCAAUCGCAACCUAACCUCGCAACAAAAUCGCUUAAAAUGAACGUUUUAAAACGAAAUUUAAUCAACAUUCACCGAUUUAACCAAAAUACGCUAUAUAGCACAAUUUAUAAAAGUGCCAUAUCUCUCGAAACACUUUAUCCGGGGAGUUCUUUAAAGUUAUCGACCCCUACUAAGCCAAUAGAGAGUAUGCACGAAAAAUUCUCAGGAUACAUCCCAAUAAAAAAAUUAGAAAUAACUUACAGCCGCAGCCCAGGACCCGGAGGUCAAAACGUAAAUAAAGUCAACACAAAAGUCGAUUUAAGAUUUCAUUUGGAAUCGGCGGAAUGGUUGCAGGAUGAUAUAAAAAAGAAAUUAGCCGAGAUGAAUAAAAAUAAGUUAACGAAAGAGGGUUAUUUAGUAUUUCAUUCUGAUUUAACGCGAUCGCAAGCUAUGAAUACGGCCGAUUGUUUGGAAAAGUUGAGGAAUGCUAUUAGACGGGCUUUGUACGUACAACCACCUCCCAGUGAAGAAUCCAUCGAAAAAAUCAGAAAGCGGAAAGAAAAAGCUGCAAGGGAACGAUUAAUGGUGAAAAGAGAAAGAUCGUUUGUUAAACAAGGAAGGCAAAAUGUUGAUGUUUAAAAUAUUUUUAAAUAAAACAAUCUAAUUCUUUAAUAUCUUUUA
Messenger RNA from Onthophagus taurus, 680 nucleotides. RefSeq names its product large ribosomal subunit protein mL62. Lineage: Eukaryota; Metazoa; Arthropoda; Insecta; Coleoptera; Scarabaeidae. Gene Ontology annotation, biological process: mitochondrial translational termination. The record is from RefSeq and is a predicted model, not a curated record. Gene Ontology annotation, cellular component: mitochondrial large ribosomal subunit. Gene Ontology annotation, molecular function: translation release factor activity, codon nonspecific; peptidyl-tRNA hydrolase activity.